CGACUUUAUUGCUAUUUACUUCAGGAUGUUAAUGUCUUUCUUUGGGUGUUUUGGCAAUGGCUGUGAGUGAAAAAGCCAUUUGGCAAGGUUUCUGUCAGCUUGCAGAAAAGAUGGGAAAAAGAACAUGUGCCCUCUGCCCUGAAGGCCAUGAUUGGAGUGUGAUAUACUUUGCACCAUCACUGAAUAUAGCUGCUCAUGAAAACUGUUUGCUGUAUUCAUCAGAAUUGGUGGAAUGUGAGGCCCAUAAUCCAUGUAAAAUAGCUAGAGAUUUUGACGUGAAAUCAGUACUGGAAAGGAUCUGGAGAGGAGGCACAACGAUAUGCUCAUUUUGUAAUAACAAAGGAGCCAUUAUAAGGUGUGGUGAAACAUCUUGUGCCAAGAAUUAUCACUUACUCUGUGCCAAGGAGGACCAUGCAGUUCUACAAGAUGCAGCUGUCAAAGCUCCUUUUCUUAAGAAAUGCAAGGAAGCAGGACUUCUUAAUGAAUUAUUUGAAUGGAUCCUAGAAAAAAUGGAUUCAAUUCAUGGAAGACUCAUGGAUAAGACUGCCUCAGAGUCAGACUAUGAAAAGAUCGAGACCUUACUCUUUGGCUGUGGAUUAUUUAAAGACCCACUAAGAAAAUUCCAAGAAGUAAUCAAGAGGAAAGCUUCUGAAUGGGAAGACAGGCAAAGGCAGAUGGAGCAGCAGCUUGAGGCACUUGCAGACUUACAACAACACUUGUGCUCAUUUCAAGAAAAUGGGGACCUGGACUGCUCAAGUUCUACUUCAGGAUCCUUGCUACCUCCUGAGGACCACCAGGUCAGAUGCCAGGAGUCUCCUGAAGUGCAAGCAGGCUCAGGAGACAGCCUGUGACAGAUCCAAAGUCCCCUCCCUCUCUGACCUGCUACUGCUCAUCUCACUUGUCCUGCUUUCUCCUGACAGUGAAAGCUGUUCCUCAGUAAAACUGGAUCAGGCCUCCAUGUUCUCCAAGGAGCAAGGAAGUCUUCCUGCCUGCCCUGCCCACCCCAGUCAAGGGCAGCACCACCAGAGCCUUUGCUCAGCCUUAAGUGGAAUCUUAGAGCUUUCUCUUGCUUCUGCUGCUCCUGCAGGCAGUCUCAUCAUGGUCUCCUCUCAGUAUUAAUAACUCCAUCAGAAUAGAGCAGACUCUGUCCUGUGCAUUGCUCGCUGUUACCCUGGGUUUCUGCUCACUACCACAUUGCCAAUA
Messenger RNA from Mus pahari (shrew mouse), 1203 nucleotides. Its product is annotated as PHD finger protein 11A-like. The transcript is spliced from 7 exons. Lineage: Eukaryota; Metazoa; Chordata; Mammalia; Rodentia; Muridae. The record is from RefSeq and is a predicted model, not a curated record. The coding region runs from base 57 to 851 and encodes 264 amino acids. Gene Ontology annotation, cellular component: nucleus. Gene Ontology annotation, molecular function: histone binding; histone deacetylase binding.